UUCAGCACAGAAUCACAAGCUAGUGACAUACCAUUAAAUCGUUAAUUUUGUUGACUAGUAACAGGCACACCAAUCGGCGAUUGACAACCAGACUUAUGACAGACGCAUCAGUCGGCGAUUUGUCAAGAUGGGAACCACAACCAGAAUUUAUCGACCACCCACAGUCGAGGAAGCACCGGAUGAGAUACGCAGUCGCAUCAGCAGUUGGCCACAAGGUGAUACGUCCGUUGGGAAUGAUGUUACCCGCGGGACACAAGAGACUGCAGCUAGUCCCAUCAGCGACCGUUUGCUCACGCUUGUCCCAGCUAACCCAAGGAAAAGAUCUUCUUCAGUCGUGGAGCCAGUCCGAAUACCUGGAAAACGUAUCCUCAAGAGGACCGGUUCACCCAUGACUGCUGAAAAUAUAAAGAGAGUCCGCUUUGGUGAGGCACCAGCCGUGGACAUCACGAAUGGUGAAGUCAUGCUACCGGGUGCUACCUCUGGUAAAGAAUAUCGGGAGAGAAAACAUUCGGCGAUGUUUCUAACUGCUCGGCGCCAACGCAUAGCAGCACGUCUUUGGAGAAGAACAGCGCGCUGCAUCGCAGAGCAGGCCUUGCUUGAGGUCGAUGCAAGACGCCGCGGCGGACGGAAACGUGUUCAUUGGCGUCGAGGUCUGAUCGCAUUUUUCCGAAAGAACGGACUGAACGGCAAUAUUGAUACAAUGGGAAGAUUCUGCAAAGACCGCCACCAAGCGCAGGACGCGCGGGCAGAGCGCGGGCAGAAUAGACGAGCUGCUGCUUCGAUGGCUGCUGCUAUCAAGAAUCAUACUGAUCCCAAGUGAGGAGCGCCGAGGCCAAUGACCGUUUGCAGCAGGGUACUUUUAUUGCCUCAAUUCAUGGUAAAGUAUAUUCCAAACAAGAGCACAGGGCAGAAGAGUAACCUGAUCAGAACAUCCCACAGGCCAAAUUUUGGUAAUGGAAUGUCGCUUGGGAGGACGGCUGCGAUUGGAGAGAUAAUUUCUGGUCUUGUUGCGGGUGCGCAGG
Messenger RNA from Truncatella angustata, 1022 nucleotides. RefSeq lists its product as uncharacterized. NCBI's taxonomy places the organism in Eukaryota, Fungi, Ascomycota, Sordariomycetes, Amphisphaeriales, Sporocadaceae. The record is from RefSeq and is a predicted model, not a curated record. The transcript has a single exon. Bases 128 to 820 code for a protein of 230 amino acids.